GCCAGAAGGUGGCUCCUGAGAGCUUGCCGUAUUCGCCGAAAGCCGCGAAGAAGGUUUCAUGGCAGGGAUGAACGGCAUCCAGAUUGCAAUGACGGACACCAACUACGAAGAAGCGAGCGAGUGCUCUGUGUGUUUGAAGGGGUUCCAUCCCUUCCGACACAAGCACCGAUGCAAGUCGUGCGGGCAUGCCGUGUGUCGAUCGUGUGCAUCGUCUCAAAAGAAAUCGUCUCGCAUGCCCAAGAACGAAUCGAUGCGCAUUUGCGACAAGUGCGUUCACCAGGAACAAGAAGAACUGGCUGAGCGAACGCGCCGACUCCAAAUUGAGAAUGCGCGCGUCCGACAGCUAGCUGAAAUGGAAGCCAUCCAGCGCCAAGCGAUCGAGUCGCAACGGGUAUUGAAAGAGGAAGCCGCGCGACGAAAGGUACGCGCGCUUUCCCCCCACGUUCUCCCAACCACUGACGAUCCUACGACCCAUCGUGGUGUUCAGAAAGCGGCGUACGACGCCCUCGUGCUCAAACAUUUUGGGGACGAACGUUUGUCGGUGAAACGACUUGUCCAACGGCGCCAAAGCUUCGACGCCAUCCAUCCUUCGCAGCACUUCAGCCAAGCGCGAAAGGACUGGGUGCUGGAGCUCGUCCAACGCGCCGACGACGUUCAGUUCGCCGUGGCCAACCCUUCCGCGAUCACCCAGGUGGAAUCAAUCUCGGAAGAAUGCGCGAUUUGCUUGGACGUGCUGGAGGCCGGCAAUGCCAUUUACACGACCGCGUGCGGCCAUUCAUUCCAUUGGAGCUGCUUGAAGGACAUCAAACAAUCGUCAUCCACCAACUCGGACCACUGCCCAUCCUGCCGGUCCAGCUUGACCGAAGUGCAAAUUAAAAAGAAAUGCGACCACCCCCGCGUUCGCGCCACGCAUAAAUUUUGCCGCGACUGCGGCGAGCCUGUGACGGCAGCAGACAUCAAACACCGUCCAGAGGAAGCGGGGACGACUGCUCCACGCAGCCAACCGCCAACUCGAUCGCCAGCAUCUGGGGGGGCCUUGAGCGGCGCCACGUACCGCGCUGGAUCGCAAGGGGCGUUGGUGCAAUGUCCGCAAUGCCGAAUUCAAAUGCGGGUGCUUCCGCAUAUGUACAACAUGCGAGUGGCCUGCCCUCAAGGACACAUGUUUCAGGUACAAGUAGCGCCGACGUCCAGUGGAGUGAGCAACAACGCACCAGCGUAUUCCAACUCGAAUGCGCGCGGUGGCUACCCCGGGACGUCGUACCAUCGUGGAUAACGAUAAAAAUCAAAGAAAAAUGCAUGUUUCCAUCAUGGCUUGUACGGUUGAUGUAAUCGCACCGACGUGGAGUCGACUAUCAAACGACGAUUCACCCUUGAGUUUGCUGGAGUUUUACAGCCUCUUGCUUGAAGUCUCGAAUUGCCUUGACCUUUGCCUUCUCCUGCAUUUGUUGAACGUCUUUGAUUGCAUUUUCAUGAAUGUUUCGCACGUGUCUACAUUCCAUUUAUAUCCAUGAGCAAAGAAAAUAAUGGAUGGAGUCAUAGUGGAGGGAUAUGUUACUCCAUUUCGUCGGUGACAGCGUCUGUCAUUCGCUUGAGUCGCUUUGUCGAUUUCUCGUAAAUGGCAUGGUUCACUUUGUAAAACGACUCCAGUUGUCGAUUGGUUUCGUCAAUUUCGGUGUCGAUUUGCCCUAGCAAUUGCUCGUACUUGACUCGCAUCGACUCUUCAAUGUCUUCCUUCGUGGCGACGAGGUGCGCCUUCAGCGUCUUCGUCGCGCUGCGAAUCAACGGGUUCAUCGGCACUGGUUUCUCGACGAUCUCCACAGGAGACCAUCCCCUCUUCGACACUCCUGUGUAGCUGCCCAGUCCUUUGUCUUGCUUCCGACUCCCAUGCUUCCUGCUGUUGUCCAUGAUGUGGGUGUUUGACGGGGGGGUGGAAUUGGAAAUGAAGAUCCUUCUCUG
Molecule: messenger RNA, 1956 nt
Organism: Aphanomyces astaci
Lineage: Eukaryota; Oomycota; Saprolegniomycetes; Saprolegniales; Verrucalvaceae
Exons: 5
Coding region: 59-1273 (404 amino acids)
Biological process (GO): protein targeting to vacuole; protein transport to vacuole involved in ubiquitin-dependent protein catabolic process via the multivesicular body sorting pathway
Cellular component (GO): ESCRT-0 complex
Molecular function (GO): ubiquitin binding; phosphatidylinositol-3-phosphate binding; metal ion binding
Source: RefSeq, a predicted model, not a curated record